GCGCAACGGGAUUUUUUUUUCUUCAAGUAUAUAUGGCUUGCGUGUUUACUGUUCGCAAGUCAGACCUCUUUCUUACCUAAACGUCAAGAUGUCCCGGGAAUCUGUCUUAUACUUAACACAUAUAUAGAUAUAAAGAAAGUAUCGAUUAACUACUACAAGACUGAUUUUUCACCAUCACUUUUUGUCGUCUACUGUAAAAGAAGAGGACGCUUCGUCUGGUAACUCCUGCAGAAGCUCAUCUUGAAGUCUAGAGAAGGUCCACGUCGAAGGCGGCAGCCAUGGUGUUGAUUCUGGGCAGAAGGAUGAUCCGAGAGGAAUCCGAGAUAAGAGACUCGCCAGCUGUCAAACGCAAGGUGUUUGAGGUUGACCCCAAAACGUUAGCCAGCCAGGACUUCUUGGACUUCUGCUCUGGCUCAUCCCACUCGGACGGCAUCCUGCAGGUUUUCAAUGAGUUCCGCGACUGCCGCCUGUUCACCGAUGUGGUCAUCAGCGUGCAGGGCCGGGAGUUCCCGUGCCACCGCGCCGUGCUCUCAGCCUGCUCCUCCUACUUCCGAGCCAUGUUCUGCAACGACCACCGCGAGAGCCGCGAGAUGCUGGUCGAGAUCAACGGCAUCCUGGCCGAGGCCAUGGACUCCUUCCUCGCCUACGUCUACACCGGCCGCGCCAAGAUCACCACGGAAAACGUCCAGUUCCUUCUCGAGACCUCCAGCCUCUUCCAGAUCUACACGCUGCGCGACGCUUGCGCCAAGUUCCUGGAGGACCAGCUGGACCCUUGCAACUGCCUGGGCAUCCAGCACUUCGCCGACACGCACUCCCUGAAGCAACUGGCCGGCCGCUGCCGCAGUUACGCGCUGGCCAACUUCUCCGAGGUGGCGCAGCACGAAGAGUUCCUCGGCCUGCGCAAGGAACAGCUGGAGGAGUACACCGCCAGCGACGAGCUGUCCAUCGGGAAGGAGGAGGUGGUGUUUGAGGCGGUGAUGAGAUGGGUGUACCACAGCGUGGAGCAAAGAAAGCCCAUGCUGAAGGCCCUGCUGCACAACGUGCGCCUGCCCCUCCUGCACCCAAACUACUUCGUCCAGACGGUGGAGGGAGACCAGCUCAUCCAGAAUGCCCCCGAGUGCUACCUGCUCCUCCACGAGGCCAGACGCUACCACGUGCUGGGGAACGAGAUGAUGUCACCGAGAACUCGUCCACGCAGGUCGACUGGCUACUCCGAGGUGAUCGUGGUGGUGGGGGGUUGUGAGAGAGUGGGGGGCUUCAACCUGCCCUACACUGAAUGCUAUGAGCCAGUCACAGGGGAGUGGAAAUCGCUGGCCAAACUGCCCGAGUUCACCAAGUCGGAGUACGCCGUCUGCGCCCUGCGCAACGACAUUCUGGUGUCAGGUGGCCGUAUCAACAGCAGGGACGUGUGGAUGUACAACUCCCAGCUCAACCUGUGGAUCCGAGUUGCUUCUCUUAACAAAGGCCGCUGGAGACACAAGAUGGGCAUCCUGCUGGGCAAGGUCUACGCCGUCGGCGGCUACGAUGGCCACAACCGCCUAAGUAGCGUGGAGUGCUACGACUCCUUCUCCAACCGCUGGACGGAGGUGGCUCCCAUGACGGAGGCGGUGAGCUCUCCGGCCGUGGCCAGCUGUGCCGGCAAGCUCUUUGUCAUAGGAGGAGGACCCGACGACGACACCUGUUCAGACAAGGUUCAGUGCUACGACCCGGAGACGGACUCUUGGUUGCUGCGGGCCAACAUCCCCAUCGCCAAGCGCUGCAUCACAGCGGUGUCCCUCAACAACCUGAUCUACGUGUCCGGUGGUCUCACCAAGUCCAUAUUCUGCUACGACCCCGCGGAGGACUACUGGAUGCACGUGGUCCACACCUUCAACAAACAGGAGAGCUGCGGCAUGUCGGUGUGCAACGGCAAGAUCUUCAUCCUGGGCGGCAGAGGGGAAAACGGCGAGGCGUCGGACAGCAUCCUGUGCUACGACCCGUCGACGGGCAUCAUCACCGGAGUGGCGGCGAUGCCGCGGCCCAUCUCUUACCACGGCUGUGUCACCAUCCACCGCUACAACGACAAGCACAGCAAGCGCUGAGCCAGAGCAAGCACAACACACACACACGCACACACACACACACACGCACACAAACAGAAUUCCACCCGUCUUUAUAACGGGCAUAUUAAGUUGCUCAGUUCACAGCAGCUCACUUACAGUCUCCCAGCAUCAUGUAGCAAUACUGUGCUGUGAAUCAUUUGCAGUUGUGUACCGUGGUUGUGGCCUUUCUGUGGAAAUGUGGUUUAUAAUGCUGACGGCUUUAACCUGAGCUCACGUGACGUCAGAUCCAAGUGUCAUGCGUGCCUUGCAGGAGCAGUAAUUGCACAAGUUGGGAAAUAAAGAAACUAAUUAUGAUAAUGGUAUAAUCGAGGAAAGAUAAGAACAUAAUAACUAUUUGAGUGAAAUUGUAAUGGGAGUAUGACUAGAUGAUUGAAGGUCUGUUCUUGACAUUAGGAUCACUUAUCUGUGGAAAUAAUAUGAUAAACUAAAAGGUAAAUGUUGGACGAAAAGCUAAUUCAAAAAAGGUUUAUUUUACCUCAUAAACUCAAGUAUUGAUACACAAAUACAUAUUUAGGAAAGUUUCUUACUGACAAUUAAAGUUAAUUGUUUGUUCCCCUAACUACAUUUAAAUCAAUGGAUGGAAUACUACAGAAGUUUUAAUAAUUCAUUUUAUUAUUAUGGUGAUUACAUUUGAAUUGAACUUGUGCUUUUAUUGCUGUGCAAAGUAACCCCACCCUUGGAUCUGGGUUACUGAUGAGCUGAAAUUAAUUCGGAUAGUGCUAUAAACAAAAAAGCGUUAAAAAACAAUGGUACAAGAAUGAGACAGGAACGAAAAAUGGUAUGAAUCUGUUUUUCACUGGCAGAUGAGUGGCCAGGUGAGAAAUAACCACAUGCCCAAUGCACUCCAUGCAGAUAUUUACAUACAGCACUUGUAAAGCGCUUGCCUCCGUUUUUUAAACUCUUUUUCUCAAAACUAAAAAUGACCUGAUCAAAAUGUGGGAAACCGUUGUUCUUUGACAGAACCAGUGGUUAUAAGAAAAAGAGAGCGGAGGCUGUGUCACAAUAUUGGAUUAUAGCCACUUUUUGCCCCUUUUUUCCAUAUCACAUCUCAUAUCACCUAGUUAGUGUCCUAUUUAGCUUUAUUUUUGAAUCACUGAAUUACUAUUAUUAAGCACAUUUCUUAUUGCUGGCCUUUUUAUUAAGUUAUAUUUGUUUGUCUUUUUUUACAUCUGGAUGUUUACUGUAUUAUACUUUUAGUGUCUAUUUAAUAUCAAUGUUGGAGCAUUGGCGUUCUGGGAUUUGUGGGUGGUGUUGUAGAUUUGAGAAGCCUUUUUAGAUCAAACUCAAAGACGGCUCAGAAUAGACGGUGUGCGUGUAUUGUAUGCAUCUGUGUGACUUUCACAAGUCGGUCUGGAUGUGGGAGCUUUGCAACAACUUCUGUUGACCCAAGUUUUCACACAGAUGUGUGGCACAUCUCACCUGUGCACUUACAUGUAAAGGUGUACCUCGAGGGUAACCAUAGUUACCGCCGCAUGUGCAUCUGUGUGUUUACUGGUCCAGUAAGGUGGCGUGUGCAGCACGUCUGCACCUCUGACAAAAAGGGGAGUUAAGAGUUCUGAACAACAAGGACUUUGGAUGAUGUGGCUGGUGGUCAGUAAAAGUCACAUUUUACUCUGGGGGAUAUUGCUGUGAAUAUAACUUUUAAUGUUUUCUUUGUUUAACUUGUAUUUAAAUGCCUCUUUUUUGUGUACUUUGACAUUUGAAUCUGUCAAAAAAGUGAUAUGACGACAUGCUUUUUUUUUUUUUACUGUAUCAGUAAAUGUUCUUUGCUUUCAUGUGACAUAUGGAAGACACAGUAAAAGGACCUGCUACGAUUUUCCAGCAAAAACUAUAGAAAGAGAGAAAUGUUGAAAGGGAGUGAGCGAGGUUUCCCUUUCAGGUGAAAAAGGUGAAGAUCAGUGUGAUCUACUUUUUUGCUGACGAACGCGGUGUACCCGUAUAAUGCAAAGCAUGAGAACAUUAAUGUAGUGCUUUAGUCUGUCACUCACACUGACAAAAACAGCCGGGGGUAAAUCAGCUUAAAUCCCCCCCCCCUCCCCCACCCCCCAUGCAUUUUCUCGGUCAGAACUUCAACAAAAGUACAGGCUGUGAAGAAAACAUUCUCAGAUGCCAAAGAGAGAAGGCUGGAGGGGGCAGGAGAGCGGUGAAGCAAAAGAGUGAGAUCAAUAGAAUUUGAGUGUGUGUGUGUGUGAUUUCACCGAGUAUUUACACAUAACAUGUUAUGUUGAUUUUAAGAUUUGUAUUAUUAGUUAUGUUGAAGACUUCAUAAAUCGUUUGCUCUAAAAAGAUCAUUCAUUGUUUUUGCCGUUGAUUUUUUAAAAUGUUUUUCCUGUGUGCUGAGUUCUGGGACCCUCGCAUGAUCGAAAUUAAACCCGGAAGAGCUGAGCAUUAAAAGUUAUUAUUAUAUCGAUUUGGAUUUUUAUGUGAAUGCAGAUUUAAACCAUGGUGGAUUUCGUUCUAUCUCAAUGUGGACUUUGUUAAAUGUCAAUGGGUAUUUUGCAUUUGCGUGCAAGAUGGGUGGCUUUAUUGUGUUUUUUUGCAGAAUGCCGCCAGAUACGUCUAAAUAAACGAAAAUGGGGUGGGGAAUUAAAUUGUACCAUUUUUAUAAAAAACUUUUCUCAUUGUAUGUAUGAUUUGAUGUAUUAACACCACUUUCUCCUUGGACGCUAUUCUUCUAACUGUGAGAAAACUUUAAAAUGUUUGUUAUAAGGCAGAUUGUGGGCUGUGGUUAAAUUUUGUAAGAGAAACAUCAAUAAAGUUUUCUUUCCAUACAAACAUU
This is a messenger RNA of Gasterosteus aculeatus aculeatus (three-spined stickleback), 4881 nucleotides long. RefSeq names its product kelch-like family member 24a (gene klhl24a). Gene Ontology annotation, molecular function: protein binding. Lineage: Eukaryota; Metazoa; Chordata; Actinopteri; Perciformes; Gasterosteidae. The record is from RefSeq and is a predicted model, not a curated record.